AUGGCAACGUCGAGCGCAGCGGCACAUGCAGAGACAAUGGCGACGAGAUCGAGCGCAAGCUCAGCUGCGACCGACACUCGCAAGGUGUCAUUCCAGUCAACAUCGGCAACAGCUCCAAGCAGGUCAUCAUCAUCGGCACACCUUGCAUCUUCAAGCUCGUCAAGGACAGGAGCCGCAACUUCAAGCUCACAAGCGUACUCUGGCGUGACUCGACGCCACUCGCUCUUCGGCACGGAGGACAGGAUCGUGCUUGACAUUGGCAGUAGAUACUCCAAGUUUGGGUUCAGCGGUGAACCCCGCCCACGCGCCAUCGUACCCUCGGUCAACUUCGCUCAACCUUCGACAUCGUACCUCCGUCUCGAUGCGACGUCUUCCACCGCGGGGCUGUACAGCAUUGGAGAGACGCUUUGGGAUCUUGACGUUGAACGUUGCGUCGACGACCAGCUGCGCCGAGGCAAGCGUUCUCUUGUGCUGGCACAACUCACGCAGCUACUCCGCAACGCCUUCACUCAGCAUCUCAUGGUGGAUCCCAAACAGAGAAAGGUGCUCGUAGUUGAGAAUCCAAUGCUGCCCAACUCGGUCAAAGAGAUGAUCUGCGCAGUGCUCUUCAACAACUUGCAGGUGCCGUCAGUUUCGUUUGUGCCUGCGCCAUUGCUCAGCCUGUUGGCCGUGGGUAGAAUCACAGGUCUCGUUCUCGAAGUCGGAUAUCUUGAGGCGACGUUAAUGCCGGUGUACUACGGACGGCCGCUCACGAGUUAUACGGUCUCGACGACGCUAGCAGGCAAGCGACUGAAUGCGAGGCUGAAGCGUCUGCUGCUCCGGUACGGCAAAUUUGUCGCUGCACAGGCAAGCCUGCAAGAUUCUGCCAAGUCACUUCGAGAAAGAACACAAGCAAUUGAUCCAUUGCUGCUCACGGACGAUCGACUGGAGCAGAUCAAGUCGAAAGCGCUGUUCGUCAGCUCAUACGAUCCAAGUGUGAGCGGGCUGGAAGACUUGUUCGCCGAACUGGAAGUCGAGUCGACGGACUUAAGCGCAGGGUCAGCAGCUUCCAUUCUUCGGAAGUACUCAUCCGCUUCCACUGCCACACCUUUCACUUUUGCAGUGACGCCGAACUCUGUUGACCCGCAAGGCACCGCUUCGCUUAUUCAAAGCGUCUCGGCUCCGCCCGGUUCGUCGUCGUCGUCCACUUUCACUGGGGCAUCUGCUCCUAGCCAAGUAUCUGGCGUGAUUGCGAUUCCGGGCUGGCUGCGUGAACGAGCUGCGGAAUUCCUGUUUGACAAAGGCGACCACGACGAUCCCGGUCUCAUCCAGAUGACGGUCUCGGCCAUCUCGAAGCUCCCCAUCGACCUGCGUCGCACCAUGUGCGAAAACGUCCUUGUAUCUGGCGGCACGGCGAUGCUGCCUGGCUUUGCGAACCGAUUCCGAAUUCAGCUGGCUAUGGCUAUCGAAAAGGCAGAGCAACCGGGUGGGCAACUGUCGUUCGACCGACAUGCUUUCCGUCAGCUCAAGACCAAUGGGCAAAGCGAGGACAAAGAAAAGGCGCGGGGCUCAGGGCUGCACCGCUCAGUAGCAGUGUUGAAUGAUCCUUGGCCUGACAUGUCGCAGCUGGAGCAUGGCAGCAAGGGCAGCAAGGGCGGUCAAGGAGGAUCCGCACCUGCUUUUGCGGCCAACCUGCUUGCGUGGAUGGGGGCAUCACUGGCCGGCGCUCUGAAAACAACUUCGCUCAAUGCAAUCACACGCGAAGCAUACGACGAAACACACAACAAAGCGACUCAAGAAGGGGCAGCCGAGUCAGAGGAAGCAGGCAAGGACGACGACAAGAAGGAGCCAAAGAGACCGGCGAUGCCAGCGACGAGCAAGCGAGGCUCGUUCGUGGGUGUAGUGGGUGGACUGGAAACGGGCGCAUACGGAGGACUGGCUGCGGUGAGUCGACAUCUGAUCGGCGUGCCCUCAUCAGCUGCUUCUAAAGGCUCGACCGCUGUCAAGUCGGCCGCAGAUGACGUGGAUGGUGGUGAUGGAUGA
Sporisorium graminicola is the source of this 2022-nucleotide messenger RNA. RefSeq lists its product as uncharacterized. The transcript has a single exon. The record is from RefSeq and is a predicted model, not a curated record. Bases 1 to 2022 code for a protein of 673 amino acids. NCBI's taxonomy places the organism in Eukaryota, Fungi, Basidiomycota, Ustilaginomycetes, Ustilaginales, Ustilaginaceae. Gene Ontology annotation, biological process: microtubule-based movement.